Messenger RNA from Rosa chinensis, 4493 nucleotides. Its product is annotated as putative inactive cadmium/zinc-transporting ATPase HMA3. Gene Ontology annotation, cellular component: membrane. Bases 1726 to 4281 code for a protein of 851 amino acids. NCBI's taxonomy places the organism in Eukaryota, Viridiplantae, Streptophyta, Magnoliopsida, Rosales, Rosaceae. Gene Ontology annotation, biological process: monoatomic cation transport. The transcript is spliced from 11 exons. Gene Ontology annotation, molecular function: ATP hydrolysis activity; ATPase-coupled monoatomic cation transmembrane transporter activity; zinc ion transmembrane transporter activity. The record is from RefSeq and is a predicted model, not a curated record.
UUUUUUGGUCUUUUCUCUCUCCCCCCACUCUCUCUCUCUCUCUCUCUCUCUCUCUCUCUUCCAAACAACGACAGAACUUUUCUCUCUUUCUUCUCCAAACAAAGUCAAACUCUCUUCUCCACUGAAACCUUUCCAACCUCAUCCAUUCAUUUUUCCAAACCAGGUCACAAUCCAAACCAGAUCUACUCUAAUUUCAUGUUUAAUUUUGCUUUUCUUCUCCUGCAUUUCAAUCGUUGUUACUGUUCCUUUGCUUUUGGCUCGUGAAGAUAGCACAAGUUUCUUUCUUUAUGAUUUGUGGCUGCUGAGGAGGUUAGCACAAUGGAAGAAGAGCCCUUGGAUUCUGGGUUGCAAAUUUCUCUGUCUUCAGAUGGUAUGGAAGAAGACUUACAAUCUAAUCACACAUUUAGUAUCAUCACAUCUAGUAUCAUUGAAGGCCCCAUUGUCAAUGGCUCCUCUAUGAAAACCGAGAAGACCUCAUUAGUGAUGUUCGUAAGAUUGGGUUGUUGCAAGGGUAUGUUAUGGUAAUCAAAAGAUCUAAAGGCAAUAGAUAUGUGGCAAUAGAUAUUCUGGUAAGAUCUAAGAGAUAGAUGCUUUCUGGUAUGAAUAGAUUCUUUGAACUUGAUCUUGUCUUUUUAUGGGGUUAGGCAAACUGAAUUUUGUGAAUUACUUUCUAGUGGAUGGAGCAUGGAACAUGUUGAUGACUUGAUAAGAAGACUAUGUUGUAGAUUGUAGUAUGCUUGUGAAACACAUGUUGCCUUUGUUUUCAAACCACGUAUAAGAAGUUUGCAGAUGGCAUAUAGGAAGUUUGCAAAUUGCAAAUGGCAUAUAGGAAGUUUGCAGAUUAUGAAACACAUGACAUAAUAAACUAUGUAGUUAAUCUUGAUCACCUUGUGAUAUAGUAAUUGAUGGUAUUUUUGACGGUCUGCAUUUUGUUUCUUUGUGCAGAGAGCAAGAAAUUUUUUGAAUUUUUUGAAGUGUGACUCUCUUUAAGGAAGAGCUUAAAGAAGAAAGUCAUAUUAUUUUAGGGGAUUUAUUCAAUGUACUUGGUCCGGAAGAUUUCUGUGCAGCAUUCCAUGGACUAUGUUAGGGGACAUAUUAAUAGGGGAUUAUUUGAAUCAAUUGACAUAGCUUCAACAAUGUAACUUUAUGUUCAUUGUGGAUUUGAUUGAAUGAGUUGUAUUGAGAUUAUGAUCGGGGCUUAUGCAUUUAUUUUUAUCAUUGGCCAACACAGGACCCCAAAACAGGGAAUUUUUUUUCUUGAGACAAGAUAAGGAAAGUAACACUACACCAGAACCAUUAUUCAUAAAGGAAGACAAGUAUACACAUACUAAUAAUGAUGUUUUGUCGUGGUGUGAGAGAGAGAGAGAGAGAGAGAGAGAGGGGAGAGAGAAAAGAAGGAAGAAAAGACCAAAAAGAAAUCUGACUCGAGGGUAUUUUGGGAAGUAGAGAAAGAUGUGAUGAGAGAUAGUUUUUAAGAGAGAGCAAUUUACAAUUUGGGGAGUGUAAAUUUUACUCCCCAAAAGAAGGAAAACAGUCAAAGUAACCAACAAGUGCAAUUUUAGCAAACCAGAAGGACUAAAAUUGCAACAACUCCAAAUGUUUAAAACCUCAAAGUCGUCGACUGUAGUACGAUGAAGAAGUCCCAUGGAUUCUACAAUCAAGUUCGUUUGACCAACUUCUGUCAGACAUGGUUUGCCCCAUAAUAGUAUAGUUGUUGCUAUCAUCAUGUCAUACAACUCAGCUGUACGUUCUCCAGAGACCAUGUUUAGCGUCCAGGUAUUUGGUGAUGAGCAGGAUCAGGUGGAGGGAGAAAACAAGUCCGCCAUGAAGUUGCAGAAGAGCUACUUCGACGUGUUGGGCCUUUGCUGCUCAUCCGAAGUUGCUCUGGUGGAGAAUAUCUUGAAGCCUCUUAAUGGUGUUAAAGAGGUCUCAGUCAUUCUCCCUUCUAAAACUGUCAUUGUCGUCCAUGAUAGUCACCUCAUUUCCCAGAUUCAGAUUGAUGAGGCUAUGAAUGAAGCAAGGCUAGAAUCAAGUGUCAAGGUUCAUGUGGAGAAUUACAAGAAAAAAUGGCCUAGUCCAUAUGCAAUUGCUAGUGGUGUAUUGCUGCUCCUAUCAUUGUUAAAGUAUGUAUACAGCCCAUUACAGUGGUUGGCCCUAGGAGCAGUAGCAGCUGGUAUUUUUCCGAUUUUAAUGAAAUGUGUAUCUUCGAUUCGGAAUCUUAAGAUUGACAUCAACAUUCUCGUCAUUGUUGCAGUGAUUGGAACAAUUGCUAUGAGUGAUUAUGUGGAAGCUGGUACUAUAGUCUUCCUGUUCACCAUUGCAGAGUGGCUUGAAUCCAGGUCACGUCAUAAGGCAAAUGCAGUGAUGUCAUCUUUGAUGAGCAUGGCCCCCCAAAAAGCUGUCCUAGCAUCGACAGGAGAUAUUGUGGAUGUUGAUAUGGUUGAGUUGAAUACAAUUCUUGCUGUUAAGGCUGGUGAAGUUAUACCAAUUGAUGGAAUUGUUGUGGAAGGCGAAGCUGAAGUGGAUGAGAAGACGCUAACUGGAGAGUCAUACCCAGUUGCUAAACUAAAGGACUCCACUGUCUGGGCUGGCACUGUCAAUCUCAAUGGUUACAUUAGUGUCAAAACUACAGCCUUAGCUGGAGAUUGUGUGGUUGCUGAAAUGGCUAAACUUGUGGAAGAGGCCCAGAACAGAAAAUCCAAAACUCAAAGAUUUGUUGAUAAGUUUGCAAAGUUCUACACUCCAGCGGUCCUAUUCGUAUCUGUUUCUGUUGCGGUGAUCCCAGCUGCUUUACAUGUUCCUAAUUGGAGCAAAUGGUUUCACUUAGCUUUGGUAGUUUUAGUGAGUGCUUGUCCAUGUGCUCUCAUCCUCUCUACACCUGUUGUAACUUUCUGCACACUUACGCAUGCUGCAACAUCUGGACUUCUAAUCAAAGGGGGUGACUACCUCGAAAUUCUUGGCAAAAUCAAGACUAUGUGUUUUGACAAAACUGGUACAAUAACAAGUGGGGAGUUUUUUGUGAUGGAUUUUCAAUCUCUUCGUGAGGACAUCAGCUUGAACACAUUGCUUUACUGGGUUGCAAGCAUUGAGAGAAAGUCGAGUCAUCCAAUGGCAGCUGCACUGGUUGACUAUGGAAGAUUGCAUUCAAUUGAGCCAAAGCCUGAAAACGUGGAGGAAUUUCAAAAUUUUCCAGGCCAAGGCAUUCAUGGAAGAAUUGAUGGACAAGAUAUCUACAUUGGAAACAGAAAAAUUGCUUUGAGAACUACUUCUGGAACAGUUCCAACCAUGGAAGACUAUGGAAAUGCUGGGAAGACGAUUGGAUACAUAUACUGUGGAGGAACCCCUGCAGGAAUCUUUACACUAUCUGAUACUUGCCGAUCUGGGGCUGCAGAGGCUGUUCGGGAGCUGAAGGCAAUAGGCAUUAAAACAGCUCUUCUCACAGGAGAUAGUCAUUCUGCAGCUAUACAUACAAAUGAGCAGCUUGAGCAAGUUUUUGAAGUGGUCCAUGCAGAACUUCUACCUGAAGAGAAGGCAAGAAUUGUUAAUGAAUUUAAGAUGGAAGGAUAUACAGCUAUGGUUGGAGAUGGUAUCAAUGAUGCCCCUGCUUUAGCCACAGCCGAUAUUGGUAUCUCAAUGGGAAUUUCAGGGUCAGCCCUUGCUCAAGACACUGGGAAUGUGAUUUUAAUGUCGAAUGACAUUAGAAACCUACCAAAAGCGAUCCAGCUUGCAAAAAGAGCUAACAGGAAAGUGAUUGAGAAUGUCACUUUGUCAAUGACUCCUAAGCUAGCUGUCCUUGCACUAGCCUUUGCUGGUUAUCCACUUGUUUGGGCUGCAGUUCUCGCCGAUGCUGGGACAUGCGUACUUGUAAUUCUCAACAGCAUGCUACUUCUGCAAGGAAGUAACAAGAAUGGAGACAACUCUAAACAACCUGAUGUCCUUCAUCCUGUAAGCAACAAGCAUAGUCUAUUGCCUCGUAUAAACCAGCAGUGCUGUUCGGACAGUACUCAGAGUAGCACUACACAAGUGUGCAAACCACAGAAGUGUUGUUCCAACAGUAACGCUGCAGAAGGAUGCAAACCACAAAAGUGUUGUUCUCAGAGGUCUGGAACAGAGUGCCUGCCUAGUCCUUCCAAUUCAGGUAUGGCUAGGAAUGAUGAGUGCAUGAACUCGAUUGAAAGUAAUUGUUGCCUUACCAGUGAUGUCUGUGACUCCGCCAGCUGCAAAAGUAAUGGUUCCAAAGUUUCAUCUCUUACUGUGCCACUACUGCAUGAUUGCCCUUGAAGAUGUGGCUUGGACAGAAAAUUACAUCACAGAUGAAGUGAAAAUACUAUGAAACUCAUAAUCUAGAACAUUGAUCAUUUCUAUUUGUAUUCGCAUUGAUGUUAUGAAUCAGUUACUAAUUUUCCUUCAUCAAACAAGUUACAUUAUAUGUUGAUUAUUGAAUAUCAUUUUCGAAUAAUAUAAUGUGGUAUAAAAAAGCAGGUUUUGAUAUC